AUGGAAGCUCUUCCCUUUCUCCUUACCCUUCUUCUCAUCCCUCUGAUAAACCCAAUCUCCGCCGUCGAUUUCAUCUUCAACGGCUUCGAUGACUCUCCUCCCUCUUCCUCCUCUCCCCGUCUCUCUCUCUUCGGAAACGCAACAAUCGGAUCCCAAAUCCUAACCUUGACCAACCAAACAUCGUUCUCCACUGGUCGAGCUCUAUACAGCAAAAUCAUCCGCACGAAAGAUCCACAAACUUCCUCCGUUCUACCUUUCUCAACUUCCUUCAUCUUCACCAUGGCUCCUUUCAAAAACACACUCUCCGGCCACGGAAUCGUCUUCCUCUUCGCACCGACAACCGGAAUCAACGGAACCAGCUCCGCCCAGCACCUGGGUCUCUUCAAUUUGACCAACAACGGCAACCCAAACAACCACGUCUUCGGAAUCGAGUUCGACGUCUUCGCCAAUCAGGAAUUCAACGACAUCGACGCUAAUCACGUCGGAAUCGAUGUCAAUUCGCUCAAUUCAAUCGAUUCCAACACGUCUGGGUACUGGUCCGACGACGCGAAUCCAGUGUUCAAGCCAUUGAAGCUCAACGACGGAAGAAAUUACCAGGUUUGGGUCGAUUACAGAGACUCCAUAGUCAAUGUCACUAUACAGCUCGCUGGCAAGAUCCGACCUAAGAUUCCUCUGCUUUCUACGUCUCUGAAUCUCUCCGGAGUUAUGGAGGAUGAGAUGUUCGUUGGAUUCACAGCAGCUACAGGGAGACUUGUGCAAAGCCAUAUGAUCUUAGCUUGGAGUUUCAGCAACUCAAAUUUCUCCUUGAGCGAUGGUUUGAUCACAACUGGUUUGCCUUCGUUUGUGUUACCUAAAGAAUCGAUUUUGAAGAAGAAAUGGUUCGUUUUUGUGUUGGCGUUGAUCUGUUUCCUGGUCGUUUCUCUGGUUGGUUUCGUUUCGUUUGCUGUGGUGAGAAAGAGGAUGGAGAAGGCGAGGAAGAGAGCGUUGAUGGAAGAUUGGGAGAUGGAGUAUUGGCCUCACCGGAUCUCGUAUGAGGAGAUUGAGUCAGGCACUAAAGGGUUUGAUGAGAAGAAUGUGAUUGGGGUUGGUGGGAAUGGGAAAGUUUACAAAGGGUUGUUACAAGGAGGAGCUGUGGAAGUUGCUGUGAAGCGGAUCUCGCAGGAGAGUAGCGACGGGAUGAGAGAGUUUGUAGCUGAGAUCUCGAGUCUUGGGAGGUUAAAGCAUCGGAAUUUGGUUUCUUUACGAGGUUGGUGCAAGAAGGAAGUUGGAAGCUUCAUGUUGGUUUAUGAUUACAUGGAGAACGGAAGUUUAGACCGGUGGAUAUUCGAGGAGGGGGAGGAUGAGAGGAGGAGACAUACGCUUAGCUGUGAAGAGAGGAUUCGGAUCUUGAAAGGUGUUGCUUCAGGGGUGUUGUAUUUGCAUGAAGGAUGGGAGUCUAAGGUUCUGCAUAGAGAUAUUAAAGCGAGUAAUGUGUUGCUUGACAGAGAUAUGAUCCCGAGGCUUAGUGAUUUCGGGUUAGCUCGUGUGCAUGGGCACGAGCAAGCGGUUAGGACGACGAGGGUGGUUGGUACGGCUGGCUAUUUGGCUCCUGAGGUGGUUAAGACAGGGCGUGCGUCGACGCAGACUGAUGUUUUUGCUUACGGGGUGUUGGUUCUUGAAGUGAUGUGUGGGAGGAGGCCGAUUGAAGAAGGGAAGGAUCCGUUGGUGGGUUGGGUUUGGGGGUUGUUGGAGAGAGGUGAGAUUGCGAGAGGUUUGGAUGCAAGGAUGGUGGUGACGACGGAAGGUGGUGAUGAGGCUGAGAGGGUUUUGCAGCUUGGUUUGCUUUGUGCACAUCCUGAUCCGGGGAAGAGACCGUCGAUGAGGCAGGUGGUGCAAGUGUUUGAAGGUGAGAAAGGUGAGAUCUUUGAGGCGGAGAGUAGUGAAGACGUUGAGUCUUGGAUGUUGAGGAAGAUGGGGUCUCGUGGAAGCUCGACGGAGUUUUGGUAUGGAAGCUCGUCGCAUCCGACGAUAGAGCAGGUCAGGCUUCAAUCUCUGUCUGUGUCUCUUUCGUCUUGGAAUAGCUCUAUUUUAGAAGGUAGGUGA
This is a messenger RNA of Microthlaspi erraticum, 2082 nucleotides long. The record is from the annotation of a GenBank genome assembly. NCBI's taxonomy places the organism in Eukaryota, Viridiplantae, Streptophyta, Magnoliopsida, Brassicales, Brassicaceae.